Molecule: messenger RNA, 1182 nt
Organism: Myxozyma melibiosi
Lineage: Eukaryota; Fungi; Ascomycota; Lipomycetes; Lipomycetales; Lipomycetaceae
Exons: 1
Coding region: 348-1133 (261 amino acids)
Source: RefSeq, a predicted model, not a curated record
UAUCAACUCUUUAAUCUCCUAUACAAUAAACUGAUAUUGUUUACAGAACAAACAAACAGCCGUGCCCUCGGCAGCCCAGUUUAGGCUCAGCUAUGCGAAGGGGUCCUGAAUCAGGGGCCGCAGCCUAAUCGAUGCGAGACGCGUCAAGCCGCAUCACGCGUUUGGCCUCCGCGACGCGUCGUUCCAAAUUCCUCGCCGACCCCUGCGACACCGCCACACCGCCAGGAGUCGGCGGGCGCCGGUCUGACAGCUCGGCGCGGGAAACUGUUAUAACGUUCUCUGCUCGCCUUCUCCGUUCUUGCGAAUCCCCCUCGAUGCAACUUAUUCGCGCUGGCCGUAGCUGAAUCAUGAAGCUCUCGCUACUACUGCCGUUAUCAGCCCUGGUGCUCGUCUGCUCCGACGCCGCAUUUGCGCUUCCGCACCAGCACCAUGCCCACUACCGCAAGCAUCUGCCGACCUCGUUCUCGACAAAGACCGUGACGGCGACAAAGCUCGCGGUACGCGACGACGGCUUCGUGCAGCAGCAAAGUACAGAUAACGUCGUGAUUGCGUACGUUACCACGACGGUCAGCAGUCUGCCCGGGUUCGUCGCGGCGGAUUCGACUUUAACGACAGCUACAACGUCCUCGUCGUCGUCGACAGACUCAAUGGUGCAGGCCGCGGUGGUUUCUACGACAUCUUCAACCACCUCAGACGCAAUGAUGACGACUUCGAGUAGUUCUACUUCAGACGCAAUGAUGGCAGCCACCACCAGCUCCACCGCAAUGGCCGACACUACCACCUCUGCUGCUACCUCGUCCACCACAAAGCUGACCGCAGUCUUCCCCGAUCUCGUCUGCUCGACCGGCACCACUACCUUCUCAUUGUCUGGAUGGACAGCCUCUUCGACUUCCGCUGCAGCGCAGAUGAUGUCGUCUGCUACUACCACUUCUUCGAGCGACACGGCUAUGAUGGCCGUCGCCAGUACAACAGCAACCGCGGCGGCAACAUCGGCGACUACAACUGCCGCCCCUGCCGCGACCACCGGUGCAGACGGCGUAGUCUACGACGUGGUCGAAGUGACUGCGACUGCGACCGCGGUCGAAGUUCUCACUGCAGUGGCUUACGAGACAAUUACUAUGCCUGCGAGCUAGUACCCACGUUCCUUCAAAUUUUGCUACUAUAAUUAAUGACUAAUGACCA